Messenger RNA from Aedes albopictus (Asian tiger mosquito), 6693 nucleotides. RefSeq names its product ribosome-binding protein 1 (gene alt). The coding region runs from base 383 to 3034 and encodes 883 amino acids. Gene Ontology annotation, cellular component: endoplasmic reticulum membrane. The transcript is spliced from 10 exons. The record is from RefSeq and is a predicted model, not a curated record. NCBI's taxonomy places the organism in Eukaryota, Metazoa, Arthropoda, Insecta, Diptera, Culicidae.
UGCUGUGAAUGUGUUUGCGCUACGUGGUCAAUUUACUUGUGCGACCGAAGAAGAGUAGAGUGUAAUUUUGUCACUAGCGUUCGAUCCGUCGCAUCCGUUCCCGUCGACGUUUUUUUCCCUGUGUCUUCAUUAAUCCUGGCUUCCACGGUGGAGAACAAGUUUAAUCAUUACGCGUAGCCGGUGGUUUCGAAGGACGUGGAAGUGCUAAUCAAGCAUCCGCAACUAGCAUAGGAAAAGUGUGACUGGCGCCGACAAACGUGCUCACAGUGCUUAAGCCGUGUUCGUGUUUGUGUUCGUCGUGUUGUGGUAGUGUCCUUUGUUUGCCGGAACCGAAACCCGUUGUCGACUAUUGCCCGUUGCCCGUGAAACAAACCAUGCAAAUAUGGAUCUGUUUAUCUUUGUCGUAAUCCUCGUUGGGACCCUGGUCUCGCUUUUGGGACUGCACUUCUUCCUGUUGAAGCCCCUGUCGGGCAAAUCGUUCGAAGAGGAACUGAAGGAGAAACGCGAAAUGCGUGAAAAAAUCCUAGGCACGACCGCCUCCGGAUCGGCUAAGGCCGGCACAUCCGGCGGUAAGGAUAAUGCCAACAAGAAGGGCAACAAGAAAGCCAACAAGAAACCACAACCACAGAAGCAGAAGGCCGCCGUCGCCGUGAAGGAAUCCGAUGUAGAUUCCGGUGAAGUGGAAAGCGAUUCCAACUCUUCCGAGAGUCAAAUGGAGGAAGAGAUCAACCCGUUGACCUAUGCCAAGAAGAAGGUUGUUAACGCCAGCGUGGAGUAUGUGGAAACUGAGGCGUUCGCUUUGACCGAUUCUCAUAACAAGAAAAAAGACAAGCCAAACCAAGGAAAAAAGAACAAACAAAAGGGCGGAAUUCUCCUCAACAAAACGGAACCAGUUCUCGUCAAGCAAGAACCAGCUCAAGAGAUCAACCAUUUUGAAGAAAUUCAUCCUAAAGACGCCCUUGAGAUUGCCCGUCAGCAGAAAGAGGAAGAGGUUAAGCCCAAGCAGACCCCCAAGGAACAACGUAAGCACAAGAACAAAGAUCAUGCCAAGCCAUCACCGAAGAGCAGCGGUGUCGAAGAGAUUCCCGUUGCCCAGGUCGUGGCUCAACAUGCCGUUGUUGUUGCCGCCGCUCCAAGUGAGCCCAAACCGACAAACGCAAAUACCCAAUCCAACAAGGACAAGUCUAGCAAGAAAAAGAAAAAUGAACUUAUUACUCAGCAGCUAUCCGCCGAAGUACAGGACGCUGCCAACGUUCAAUCGUUGGUUCGGAUUCUCGGCAAGGCGGACCUGCCCCGUAACGAUAUUCAAAUUUUGAUUGACUUCUUGCUGAACAAACAGCAAGAUACCCUGACUAAGGAUCCGUCCGAGUGGAAUGACCCAUCCGAUCCGCUGCAGAAGCUGAAGAAACAGUUGCAAGAAAAAGAAAACCAGUUGCUGGAAGAGCAGAACGCCGCCUCCGGGCUGCACGCCAAGCUGAAGGAACUCCGCCAGGAGUUGAACAACGAGAAAACUCACAACGGAGCUGCCCUCAAGAGUUUCACCGAAGAGCUGAACGUCAAGCGCAUGGAAGUUCAAAAUCUCACCCAACAGAUGCAGUUGGUUUCGGAGAAGUUUGCGGCCGAGAAGCAAACCCUCUCGCACCAGUUCCAACAGCUGCAGGCCAAGUUCAUGCAACUGUCCGAGAAGCAUGCCGCUGCCCAGGAAAGUGCUGCCUCCAUCGGUCAGUUGAACGAAAACAUGCAAAUGUUGCAGCGCGAACUGAUGACCAAGGGGCAACUGCUGAACGAGAAACUACAGUCGGAAGAAGAGUUGCUCAAGAAAAAGACUGAAUACGAAAUUUUGCUACACCAGAAGGAUGAGAUCAUCAAUCAACGCAUGCAAGAGCUUAACACGUACGAGAACGAAGUGAAGCAGCUACGAAUUUUGGCUGGCCAAAAUGAGGAACUGGUCAAGACGUGCCAGCAGCAAGGCUACGAGCUCGAACAAGCACAAGCUCAGAUGGCCGAGCUACAAAACAAGCAGAAACAGGCCGCUGCAGUGAUGGCGGCCACCACCGCUGCCAACACCCAGGCCGAAGAGUGCAGCAAGGUGGAAAUUCGAAAUCUCCAGAAUGCCUUAGAUUCGAGCAAAACCGAACUGACCGUGUGUCGUUCCGAGCUGGCCGAGUAUAAAACGAAAGCGACAGAGCACGAGCAGCAGGCCAAGGAACUGCGCGCCCGCGAGGAGGACCUGCAGAAGCAGAUCGAGGAACAGAAGGCCAAGAACAAUGAUUUGCGCAUGAAGAACUGGAAGUUGGUAGAAGCACUGCAAGUUGCGCAAAAUAACACCAUCAAACCAAGCACCACCACUAACACGAAUCAAAGUAGUAAAGUUGAACUUGCUGCAGCUGCUAGCAAAGCACAACAAAAGUCUAACCACGUUCCAGAAGCACCUCCAGCCCCGAAAGUCGACAUCGACAAGGUGAUCCUGGAAGAACAAAACCGAACAAAGGACCUGCUGGUGAAACUGCUCCCGCAGGAAAUUGUUACGGCACUGCCACUGGACGCCACCAACUUCCACAGUUGGCUGGAAUCGGCGGUCACCUGCAUCCGAGAGCAGCAGGAAAGUGUUCGCCUCUCGGCCAGCCAGAACAAUGCCGCCACCGCCACCACCACUCCCAGUAAUAACAGCACCGAAGCCACGGCGGUGCACCACAACUUCAACAACACUAGUAGGAGUAGUAACAAUAGUGCUAACAAUAAUAGUAGUUUAAAUGAACAAAACGAUGCCCACGGUGGGAAAACCGACGAGGGCAGUAGCAAAAACGGUGCGCCCGAGCUGGCGGACACUGCCGAGGAUCAGCAGGCCCUGACGCUGCGGAACGAGCAGCUGCAGAAAUCAGUAGAUCAAUAUAAGUUAAUUAUAGCUGAUACUGAAAUGAUGCUGAAAAACCUAGAGUCGAAAGUAAUCGAACAGGACAUCCACUGGAGGUCGGUGGUGCAAGCGAAGGAUAAAGAAUUGAACCUGCUCAAAUCGGCCGGUGCGCUGCAGUAGUACUAGUAGUUCGUAGUAAACAGCAACCAUCUUAGUAGUAAUGACAACCACAACCGCAACCGCAACAACAACAACAGCAACAGCAGAACCCCGGUGGGUGGUGGUAACCUAUCUAUCUACCCAGUGCGUGUUUGUGUGUGGAUUUUUUUCCAGCCGAUGAUGCCGCGGCAGGGGAGGCAGUUGAGAGAUAUUGGUCAUCGAUGCAGAACUAACGUGAAUGCUGUGGUGCUGCACAGCGAGCAGUCUGUGCGUGCAUUGGAAAAUUCACAGGAAAUGGAGACCACUGAGGCGAGAGGACUGAUACAAAGUUAUCCAAAACCAUCAUAUUUUUGACCCGCUGUUGCAGACUACAUUUUUUAAUUCCUUGCACCUUGUCCUAUCAUAAAAUCCAUUCCAUAACGCCAUCAGUUUCCCUCUCCCUCAUAGUUGAGUCUCAGAAACCGCCUUCCAUUUCCCGUCCCUGCAAUCCACCACAGGCACAGUCAUUACCAAUUGCUCGAUCUACCCCUAAAUCUCUAGAGCGCCUCUCCGACCGUUUGCAGCAAAACACAGUGACAAGUAUGCGCGCAAUCCGAGUGCAAAGCCGUGCACUAAAGAAGCCGGCCUUUAACGUGUGCACGCGGUUGCCACUCGAGGUUGUUCCGACUCAGAAUACGUAUUACCUGCGCCGCGUUCCAUUCCUAGUUGCUCCUACUACAGAGAGACGCGCCAGGCGUUUCCUACAAUUAAGCACAGCAAACGAACAAUAGAGGUACACAAACCCAAACUCCACUUAGAUUUGCUUCUAACCGCGGAUCAAGAACCGGGGGGACGAAACCGCGAGUAGGAGAGAAGUAAAGCUGCAAUAGGUUAACACUCGUGUAUGGGCGAGAAGUGCAACACUUCCAGAGAAAACGUGAUGAGAGGCGAGUGGCAGAAGCAAAUAAUUUUGAUUGAGAUUGAGAGAAGUAAAGCUGCAAUAGGUUAACACUCGUGUAUGGGCGAGAAGUGCAACACUUCCAGAGAAAACGUGAUGAGAGGCGAGUGGCAGAAGCAAAUAAUUUUGAUUUUUAUAGGACCUAAUGAAGGGGGUUGAGAGUAUGAUUCAAUAACGGAUUCAAUUGUAUAAUAUUAUACUGAAUUGCAUUUUUUUUCACAGCGUCGCUAAUAAGAAACCUAUUGUUGUACGUUAUUUUUGUGGGUAACUAUUAUUUAACAAGUAAGUACAGCUGAAAGUUUUUAUUAUUGCUUACAAUAAUUACAUUGGAACGACAAUUGUGGUUGCUAGUUGAAGAAAAUAAAACGCAUAUUAUACUCCUCCAAAUCGGAAAUGGUAUGAACAUUUACUGUUGAUUUUUAAUGAUAAUAGUUGAUUGGGAUUUGCACGGUGCUUUGUUUACCGUUUUUGCGGCAAUAUUUUCGUAACACAAUUCAAAAUUGUUUUCUACCUGCUUGUUUUUUAAAAUAAUUUUUAAAUAUAGGUAUGUUCACUUAAUUCCAGAGUGUUGUUUAAAGAGUUUGUCGAUUAAAAGCAGAGGUUAUGUCUGAAACUGACUGCGAAGCCACGCCGUGAACACUAACUAAAGGUGAGAGCGAAUUGUUUUUUUUUAUGAAACGCGAGUGUGUUGUGGGUUGGCAUCUAACACGAAAGAGAGAUGGGUUUGUGAAAAAGAAGUGUUCACGGUGUGGCUUCGGAGUCAGUAAGUUUGGCUUUCUAUUCCGCAGAAUCAUUACCUGUUCCGUGGCUUAGUUGGUUAAAGCGCCGGUCUAGCGAAUACGAAGUCAUGGGUUCGAAUCCCACCAGAACGCGAUUUUUUUUUCACGAAUUUUGUCAAUUUGUCAAUUUGCAACAUUUCAUGCUUUCCAGUAUGUGACAGUACGUUCGGAACAACAUCGAAUAUGUUUGCUUUUUAUUUUUUUUUCUUUCUGUGUAUAUCACAGGUGUUUUAAGUUUUUAUAAGAAUACAUAGUUUUCAACAAUGGUAAAAAAAGCGCAGUGCAUUUCGUUCAUCAUAUUCAACUAUGGGGCAUGUUGCAUGCAUCUAUUUCCUUUGUCAGGAAAACUGUCCCUCGCAAUGCUUGGCAAACUUGUGAAAACUAUCUGUAAUUGCAGAUCAUUUUUUUUCCAGAAAUUUUCUACUGAUUAUGGAAAAGGCUUAGUGGCAAACGACGGCAAAUUUUGACGUCUUUCCAGCAAUAUGUUAACAAUUUUAGGAGAUAGAGAUCAACAGAACAAAACACAAAUUUGUUGAAUUGAAAAUCAGAUUGAAUACUCAAACUUAAAUUACAAUAAAAAAAAAAUGAACAAACAAGUUAUGAAUUUCUGCAAUUUAAUGCGAUAUGUAAACACCGACGAACCGACGUGACAGUGGUGAUUCAAAAGUGUCCCCCCCAAAUUUAACGGUCGACCACCGAAGCGAGCGAUCGCUUCUGUCAAAUCAGCGCAGACGCGAACCGUUUCCUAUAUGAACACAUGGGGGUUCGGUGUCGAGCUACCAAACCAUCGCGGGCCGUUAUAGAGGUGGCGAUAGUGUUCGCUUAUUUUUCAUCAUGGCGUCGCGGACAACAAAUUUGAAUUUAUUUGUUCUAGCUGUCACGUCGGUUCGUCGGUGAUGUAAAUCUGCAUGUCGCUUAUUCUAUAUCCUCUGAUAAAGAUACGGGCACUUGCGAGUGCUUGUAAAAAGAAACUAAUUCCUAGCGUUCACUCUUCAAUUAAACUUCAGGACAUAAUAGUGCUGGAAUUGUUUCUCAUUCGAGAUGGUGCAUCUAACCUCUGAAUCUUCAAGCAAUCAAAACACAGCGAUCGAUAGAGCAAAACCACCCCAAGUACUAAUUAAAUACCGGUAAGCCCCGAACAUGCAUUCUAUACCCUCCCUAAGCUGUAAGACUUCUACUCCAGUUUGAAACAAUCAAUGCAUGUUAUUCGGUUACGUAGAAAAAAAAUAGACGCGAAGAAACGCAGUCGAUUGGUCGGCAUUUCCAAGCGCUUCUUAUUUAUUUUGAAAACAACAAGUAUGACUAUUAAUAUUAUUAUUGAAAUCCUGCGAAAAAAAAACAUUACCGAUGAGAGUUUAAUGGAACCAGGAAAACAACCAGUUUCCAAGGUUAGAAUUCACCAGAAGUCAAUGGGGAUUCCGAAAAUUAUCAAAUGCAAACGCAGAGAGUUGCCGAAAAGACACGUGAAAUAUUAUUUUUUUACAUGAAGCAAGAAAUAGAAUUAUUAAAAUUAAAAAAAAAACUAGCUAUACACAUAUAUACUUUAACUUCUAGGAGAAAAAAAUCUAAAUAACGCGAAGAGAAACGGAACAUGCGCAAAAAAUGAAUAAAACAAACAUGUGGAAGUAUGAACGCGAGCAGACCUUCAGAACGAAUAAUUGUUUAAAUUGGAACCCGAACGAGAUAACGUUGAACAAAAUAAAAAUUAAAAAAAAAAACAGAAUUAAGCUACUCAUAAAAAAAGCAAAAGAGACAAUGAAAAUAGACUCCAUUUUUUGGAAUAUUGAUAGUAGACGCGUUCGGAAAAAAAAACCAGUGCGCAGUGGUUCUGAAAACAGCAUUAAUUAGCGAACAAUAUGGCUACCAAUAGCAUGUAUUUGUGAAUGAAGUUGUUUUUUUUUCAUUAUUUUUCCGAGAGACAGGUGGCAAAUAAGAGAAACGAAUACAUGAAUUCUAACGCAUUA